CGGCCCGCCACCGCCCGCCACCAUGGGACUGUUGCCCAGGCCCGGCGCGCGCCAGGGCAGCGGCGCCUCCUCGGGCCCAGCUGGCCGCUGUCCCAGCUCCGUGUUCCGCAGCAUUAAGGUAUUCGUGCUUUGCCAUGGCCUCCUGCAGCUCUGCCAGCUCCUGUACAGUGCCUACUUCAAGAGCAGUCUCACCACCAUUGAGAAGCGCUUCGGGCUCUCCAGUUCCUCCUCGGGUCUCAUUUCCAGCUUGAACGAGAUCAGCAAUGCCAUCCUCAUCAUCUUCGUCAGCUACUUUGGCAGCCGGGUACACCGCCCCAGGCUGAUCGGCGUUGGGGGUCUGCUCCUGGCAGCUGGGGCCUUCGUCCUCACCCUCCCACACUUCCUUUCGGAGCCUUACACCUACACGUCAGCCAGCAUUGGGAAUAGCAGCCGCUUCCCGACCGAUCUCUGUCAGAAGCGUUGGCAAGAUUCGUCUCCCAGUAAGUGCCACAACUCCACGCUGGAUACUCAGAAGGAGACCAGCAGCCUGUGGGGCCUCAUGGUGAUUGCCCAGCUGCUGGCUGGCAUCGGAACAGUGCCCAUUCAACCAUUUGGGAUCUCCUACGUGGAUGACUUCGCAGAGCCCACGAACUCGCCGCUAUACAUCUCUAUCUUAUUUGCCAUCGCUGUUUUUGGACCGGCUUUCGGAUAUCUGCUGGGCUCCGUCAUGCUGCAGAUCUUUGUGGACUAUGGUAGGGUGGACACAGCUACAGUUAACUUGAGCCCAGGUGACCCUCGAUGGAUCGGAGCCUGGUGGCUGGGCCUGCUCAUUUCUUCAGGCUUUUUGGUUGUCACCUCUUUCCCCUUCUUCUUCUUUCCUCGAGCAAUGACCAGAGGAGCGGAGAGGUCUCCUGGCAUAGCAGACGAGGCAAGGAGGAUGGAGAUCAACUCGAAAAGCUCGCUGAUGGAUUUCAUUAAACGCUUCCCCCGCAUCUUCCUGAGGCUUCUGAUCAACCCGCUCUUCAUGCUGGUGGUCCUUGCCCAGUGCAACUUCUCCUCCGUCAUCGCCGGCCUCUCCACUUUCCUCAACAAGUUCCUGGAGAAACAAUAUGGUGCCUCAGCAGCCUACGCCAACUUCCUCAUCGGUGCUGUGAACCUGCCAGCUGCAGCCUUGGGCAUGCUGUUUGGAGGAAUCCUCAUGAAACGUUUCGUUUUCUCCUUGCAAACCAUCCCCCGCGUGGCUGCCACUAUCAUGACCAUCUCCAUGAUCCUUUGCGCCCCUCUCUUCUUCAUGGGGUGCUCCACCCCGGCUGUGGCUGAAGUCUACCCACCUCCCAGCACAUCAAGUUCUAUACAUCCGCAGCCUCUUGCCUGCCGCAGGAACUGCUCCUGCCCGGAUUCCAUCUUCCACCCAGUCUGCGGAGACAAUGGAGUCGAGUACCUCUCCCCUUGCCACGCUGGCUGCCGUGACAUCAACAUGAGCACUAUAGCCUCCAAGCAAGUGAUAUAUUUGAAUUGCAGCUGCGUGGCCGGGGGAUCAGCUUCGGCGAAGACGGGAGCGUGCCCCGUGCCCUGCGCCCACUUCCUGCUUCCGGCCACCUUGCUCAUCUCCUUCGUGGCGCUCAUAGCCUGCACCUCCCACAACCCGCUUUACAUGAUGGUGCUGCGCGUGGUGAACCAGGAUGAGAAGUCCUUUGCCAUUGGGGUACAGUUCUUGCUGAUGCGCUUGCUGGCCUGGCUGCCAUCCCCAGCCCUGUACGGCCUCACCAUCGACUACUCCUGCAUCCGGUGGAACUUUCAGUGCUCUGGGAGGCGAGGUGCCUGUGCCUACUACGACAACGAUGCUCUCCGGAACAGGUACCUGGGCCUGCAGGUGGGCUACAAGGCGCUGGGCACAUUGCUGCUUUUCUUCAUCAGCUGGAGAGUGAAGAGGAACCGAGAGUACAAUGUGCAGGCCUCGGGCCUCAUCUGAGGACCCUGCCCCAAAGUCAUGACGGGACCCCGCCUCCUCCACACCUACCUGGAUUUACUCAUGUUAACACAGCUUCUCCUUUUUAUUUUUUAAAUAAGAAAGAAAAUCCCAGUUA
Messenger RNA from Jaculus jaculus (lesser Egyptian jerboa), 2066 nucleotides. It is a transcript of the gene Slco2a1, whose product is annotated as solute carrier organic anion transporter family member 2A1. The coding region runs from base 23 to 1951 and encodes 642 amino acids. The record is from RefSeq and is a predicted model, not a curated record. Gene Ontology annotation, biological process: prostaglandin transport; sodium-independent organic anion transport; transmembrane transport. The transcript has 14 exons. Gene Ontology annotation, cellular component: membrane. Gene Ontology annotation, molecular function: protein binding; prostaglandin transmembrane transporter activity. NCBI's taxonomy places the organism in Eukaryota, Metazoa, Chordata, Mammalia, Rodentia, Dipodidae.